UGCACAGAUGCACCCGAAAGUGCAACUGUCACAUUUUCUAACGGAAUUUUGAGCCCGAAAGAAUCGAUUCCGCCGCGAAGUUGUUUGUUUCCGAUGCUUGGAAACCGUUGAAAAGUGGAAAGUGAUGUGAAAAACGUUCUGCUUUUGCUGUUGAGUUGAGUGGAAGUGUAUUAUUUUGCGAACAAUGGCCAACUUUAGUGGAAAUUCCCGCGUCACCGAUCAGAUAAUGGAGUACUACACGAAAUACGGCCAGAAUCGUGAUCUGGAAAAGUUUCUUCGACUGCGAGCAAAUACAACCCGGUCAUCCAGUGACGGAAGUAUCCCAACGUCCACGGCAUUGCAUGGAGAAGGGGAUCAGGGCAGUGGGGGGAAAGUUGGCAAAUCGUUGGAAAACUUGUCGACUCUGGGGAAGCGGAAGCAAGACGACGAAAGGGAGAGGCGUUCGGCAGAGCUGUUGAAUGCUUCCGGAGGAAGUGAUCGAUCGAAAUCAGGUCAACGGAAGGAUGAUGUAACGAAAGAGGGAGAAAAGACGCAAGAGCAAGUUGAGAACGUGGUGGUGAAGGAAACGAAGAGUGAGAAGAAAGCUGGCCGGAAUUUCAACUUUAACCUGGAAUCGGUCAUCGAGAUUAAGUUGCCUCAACAAGUGGCGACAAUGCAACAGCCAAUUGUCGUUUCGACCCCACCAGGAAUGUUGGCUCCAGCGCCGAUUAUUCACGAAAUAAGCACCGCCGGAACGCAAACCAUGCCAGAAGGGCGGUCAGUUGAGCAGCAAACCGAGGAACCAAUUCGUCCAGUCUUGAAACCAAGUGGAGUCAAAUCUGGAGGCAAUCUGAACGUGGAGGAUGUGAUGGACACAACGCGCGAUAUUUCCCCAGUGAGCAGUGUUGCGUCCAAUAAGCAACGGCUAGAGUGGGACUCCCUCGGGGAUAUCGGAUACAGCUCCAGCGACAAGUUCUAUUUUUGUGGUGCUGGCGAUUUGAACGAAACCGAGAAGCAAUGCCUGCAGAAGUAUUUCGCAAAGAAAGGGUUAAAUUUCGAUGAGAAGGUGGUUGUCGUGAAAAAUGUACAAACUCCUAGAAAGAAAGGAGACCGAACGGAACAAGAAUCCGUAGAACAUAUCAAGAAAAAUGCCAAACAUAAGUGGCAGGAUGUCUAUCAGAAAUAUAAGGAAAAAUACCCGAAUCCGUCCGAGAUUACGCUAAGCAUGAUGAACCCGGAAGCUCAGAGUACCCCCAAGGUCACAUCACUUCAGAACGUGCCACAAAAAGCGAUCAAAUCCACCCAAACCAGUCUGGUUAAAAUCCUUACCAAAGCAGUGCAGUCCGAACAGCGCCAGGUUGACACAUCGGACAAGCAAAUCGGAACGGAAACGCUAUCUUCAGCGACUAACAAAACGACUUCCGUCCGGGAAGCUAGCUCUGUCUGCGAACAGAUAGAAGUGGCGGAAAGUUUUGAGUUCUUUUCCUCGCCACCAAGCAAGCUUGCAGAAGGCGAGGAAUCCAGUAGUAACGGAACCCAACUCAUUCCAUCAUCCACGACAGGAAACAGUUCAAAAAGUUCAUCGGGCCGUUCGUCAUCCAAACAGCAACAGUUAUCGUCUUCAUCGCGUGGCAGCGGAAACACCAGUUUGAAUUCCACGGAGUACAACUUUGACGACGAACUACGACUGGGAGUCACACUGUACCACACGAUUUGCGAGUCGCGAAGUUUGCCCGAACGGGUGAAGCAAAGUUUGGUCGAUAAAAUCUUCCGAAAGAUGAUGAAGAACGAUCCCAAGGGCAGAACGAAGGAACAGCUGUUGCAAGAAUGCUUGCGGGCUAGGCAGCAACCGGUAGGGCUAGUGGGUGAAGAGGAUGGGAGAAGUAGCCCAGGAAGGCAGACGACGUUGAGUGGAGUGGAAACGAUUGGAGAGAGUGGUAAAAGUUCUUCGGUGGGGAGGAGUAGCAGAGGUGCAGACGAAGUCAUUGUGGAAAUUAUCGAUGAAGGAAACAGCGAGGAGAAGGCGGCUUCUAGUCUUGAAGAUCCCAUCGUAAAAAAUUUGCAAGAGCUCAGUAUCAAAAGUAAUGAUGCCCACAAUCCUGUUCGAAGACCAUCUCAUCGUGAGCAAUCCGCCACCUCCUCACAGCGCACGCUUUCAUCCAAUACAAAUUCAUCAAAUCACACUGCCCGACAGUUGCCGGAACCGGCUUCGCUUUCAACUGGCCCUUCCAGUGGUGAUGACAGAAUUCGCAAAGCAAUGAACGAGUACCUGAAACCGAUGACCAAUUCCGAGAUCGAUUACGCCAAUCAACAGGAGUUGAAAAGAAGCCGAGAACAGGUCAAAGAGCGUACCAGUGAACCUUCUACGGGUGAUAAAAUAUUUGAACUAUUCCGCAAAGAGAAGCGGUCCCAAUUGCUUAAAAUCGACAGAAAGAUUGAACAUUUGAAAACGAUGAAAUUGCUGCUACUGGAAGAGCAAAAAGCGGUCAAUGAGAUAGGGGCAGAUACACGUACCACUUACCCUCUGGAGUUCAAGACCAGGCCUCUACCGAAGCAACCAUCAGACGAGAAAGAAAAUCUCUAUGAGAAUACUGAACGCCGUGCCAAAAGUGCUUCCAGUGCUCCGGUUUACACAUCGGUCCACGAGGACCCAGCCAGUGCACAGUCGAACAAUAAAAGCACAGAGUUCACUUCCGGCUCCCGAUCCGAAUCGGGUUGGAACUCACACUACCAUAUGAAGAAGAUGAUACAAAAUCGAUCCAAGCUGGAAACUCCAUCGUCUGCCGACGAAAGUAUCGCAACGUUUAUCAAAAGCCGCAAGGAUAAAUUCAUAGAAAACUACGAACGUCACCGAAGGCAGAUGUUCGAAGAUCAGCAUCACAUCUACACCAAGCCCUACAGUGGACGUCAAAGCAAGCAAGAUCAUUAUUCACGACUGGACGAAAAGUACAGCGUUCGAAACAUUGGCAAGCGUAAAACGCAUCUCCCCAGAAGUGAGGUCUUCAUCUCUUCCGAUUCCAUGUCCAUCCCUGCGGCCAACACUCUGACCAACACCACCACCCACCAGUACGACAUCAAAUCGUCCCGAUCAAGUUCGGAAAGUCUUACGCUUCAUGCGCGGCCAGCGGCUACUCAAACUACAGGAUCAAUCAUGAAGACCAAACCGAUCUUCGAAUCGAAACCGAAGCUAACAGCUUCGGUUCAAACCGCAGGAUGUAACUGCCCCUGUAACUGUCCCUGUCGACAUCGCCUUCCAUCCGAACCCUCACCAGCUACCACCACAGCAGCAGUAGCUGUCUCAUCUCUGCACCACACAGAGAUAGUCGAUGACACGCAGCCCAAGCAGGACAAACAGCAGCAAACCAAACCCAGCUCGAUCGCUUACGUAAUUACAUUCCAAGGUGACGGGAAGGACACCAAGGGACGAAAACCGCUGUCUGAAAAGGACCAAGUUUACCACCGAUCAAGCAGUUCCACCGACACGAGCUCCAGCGCCAAUCGAAGCAACGGUGGUGCUUCUGAGGAAACCGACUUGCUUCCGCUCAAGGACCAGUUUCAAAGGAACCGUCCUGGAACACUGCUGCGACUGAAGGAACGCCAAAAAUGUGUCAACGAGUUGAACAAGUUGCGCGCGGAGAGGAACAAACAGCGGAAGAAACUGUUAUUGCUGACGUCGGACGAUUCGCUAAAGAAGUGCGACGCGAAGGAACGACUGCCGCCGCCACCGUUGGCUCAACGGCGCAUUUUUUCUUCGAAAGCUAUCCGAGAGAACACCCGCCGUCAGGUACGAAAUCUCCCCGAGGUAUUACGCAAAAAGGAAAUGGAAAAGAUCAAUAACCUUAAGCGUAAGAAUCUGAUAUUGCGCGAUAAAUUCAACCGGAAUCUGCAGCGAAAAGUGCUCCACGGUCAGGUAGACCUAUCCAACAGCGUCCGAGUAAUACGGGAGUAGUAGAAGCAAGCUGAUAUUGAUAUGCUCAUUCCAGUAAGUACAAAACCGAACAUGAGUUCAUCGAAAAUGUGUCUUAUAAAUUAGUUUUAUAAAUAAAUGUUCUAUUUUCCAAACAUUUAA
Messenger RNA from Aedes aegypti (yellow fever mosquito), 4048 nucleotides. RefSeq lists its product as uncharacterized. The record is from RefSeq and is a predicted model, not a curated record. The coding region runs from base 185 to 3928 and encodes 1247 amino acids. The transcript is spliced from 5 exons. NCBI's taxonomy places the organism in Eukaryota, Metazoa, Arthropoda, Insecta, Diptera, Culicidae.